This is a messenger RNA of Carica papaya (papaya), 2393 nucleotides long. Its product is annotated as UDP-Glycosyltransferase superfamily protein. Gene Ontology annotation, molecular function: GDP-Man:Man(1)GlcNAc(2)-PP-Dol alpha-1,3-mannosyltransferase activity. The record is from RefSeq and is a predicted model, not a curated record. NCBI's taxonomy places the organism in Eukaryota, Viridiplantae, Streptophyta, Magnoliopsida, Brassicales, Caricaceae. Gene Ontology annotation, biological process: dolichol-linked oligosaccharide biosynthetic process. Gene Ontology annotation, cellular component: endomembrane system.
CAAAGCCGAGAAAUUGGAAAAGAGAGAGCCCUGAGAGGAACUAGGAAUCGGAGGUUGAAGACUCGUAGAGAGGUGGCGUAAAGCUGAUUUGUAAGAAAUCUUGUUAAAAUUAGUUGGUAGCACAGUUUUAAUUAGAGUUUACAACAAAGAAAGAAGACAUGGAGAAGAAGCAAAGGUCGAGGUUGAAUAUCGCUAUAAUUCAUCCAGAUCUUGGCAUUGGUGGAGCUGAAAGGUUAGUAGUUGAUGCGGCUGUUGAACUUGCAUCACAUGGGCAUAAUGUUCAUGUGUUUACUGCUCACCAUGAUAGAAAUCGAUGUUUUGAGGAAACUCUUUCUGGUAUCUUUGCUGUUACUGUAUAUGGUGCUUUCCUGCCAAGGCAUGUUUUCUAUCGGCUUCAUGCUAUAUGUGCAUAUCUGCGAUGCAUUUUUGUUGCUCUCUGUGUGCUGUUGAAGUGGCAAUCAUUUGAUGUUGUACUAGUAGAUCAAGUCUCAGUUGUUAUCCCAUUGUUGAAACUUAGAAAGUCAGUAAAGGUUGUUUUCUAUUGUCAUUUUCCAGAUCUGUUGCUAGCUCAGCAUACAACUCCUCUGAGGAGAUUGUAUAGGAAACCUAUUGACUUCAUUGAAGAAAUGACUACUGGAAUGGCGGAUAUGAUAUUGGUUAACAGCAGUUUUACUGCAUCUACAUUUGCGAAUACAUUCAAGCAUCUUCAUGCACGAGGAAUUCAACCUUCUGUUCUUUAUCCAGCAGUCAAUGUGGAUCAGUUUGAUGAACCCCUCUCUUACAAGUUGAAUUUUCUUUCCAUAAACCGUUUUGAGAGGAAAAAGAAUAUAGAGUUAGCAGUUUCAGCUUUUGCAAUGCUUCAUACUCCUAAAGGAGAUGUCCUUAAAAAUCAUAAUUUGGCUGAUGCUACCUUAACUGUUGCAGGAGGAUAUGAUAAGCGCCUGAGGGAGAAUGUUGAGUACUUGGAGGAGCUCAAAAGCUUAGCAGAACAGCAAGGGGUGUCUGACCAGGUCAACUUUAUUACAUCUUGUUCGACAGCUGAAAGGAAUGCUCUUCUCUCUGAAUGCCUGUGUGUCAUUUACACACCAAAGGAUGAACACUUUGGCAUUGUUCCAUUAGAGGCAAUGGCAGCUGGUAAACCUGUUAUUGCAUGCAACAGUGGAGGCCCUGUUGAAACAGUUAAGAAUGGGGUAACAGGGUAUCUUUGUGACCCUACAUCUCAAGAGUUCGCGUUGGUUAUGGCUAAAUUCAUGGAGGAUCCAGAAAUUGCAAAGAGUAUGGGAGGAAAGGCCCGACAGCAUGUCAGAGAAUCAUUCUCUACAAAGACUUUUGGCCAGCGUUUGAAUCAAUUUCUUAUUGAUGUUUCUAGGAGCAAGAAGGAUUGACAAUGGUAAACUUAUUUUGAAGAAUGACCAUAUACAUACAGCAUACAUGACAAUGUUCGAAACACUAACACAUUAUACAUAUCAUUAUAUAUUGCACAAGGUGACAUGUGAUUACUUGGCAGUGAACUAUUUGAAAGCAAAUAUCGUUCUGGAAACUUUACCAUGAUGUACCAACAUCCUUAUAAAAAAGAAAUAGCUCUAGCUGCUUUUGUGCAUUGGCACAUGCUGUACUGACAGACAUCUUUGUUGAUUAUUGAGAAAUAAAUUGAUCUACACAACCAUCAAGAAGUUCAAACAUUUCCAUGAUAGAAGUGUUUCGUCCAUAUUCUUACUGGAAUCUUAGAGUAUCUGAAGUUUUAUAUAUGACUUCAUUUGGGAUAUAAAUGCAGUAACAAUCUCGGGGCAGUUUUCAGUAACCCUCUUAGCUUUUGUUGUUGCUUAAAUGAUUUUCUUGUCUCAGUGUCUGCGUCAGCAUGAUAAACUCUGGUUCAUGCCACAUGGACAUGAUUGUAUGGCUUUUCAUUCCGAUUAGGCUUAAAGCUUCCAAGCUCACUCAGUAGCUUUUUAAAUGCUAAGGACCAUGAUUCCAGUGAUCAUGAUUUCAUAUGCUACCCAUGUGUGCCAUUAAUGUUGCAGUAAGCCGGGGAUGGAUAAGACUGUAUAUGGCAGAAAACUGUGUAAUAGUUCACUUUCUUCUUUUAGCUUGUUUUGGCCUUUGCAGGAUUUACUGGAUUGUGAAGUCCUGAGAGAUGAAACUUCCAUACUAAUUAAAAAGCUGCUAAAGUGAAGAGCGUUUGGGUGUUGUACUACAACCUCAUUGUGAGAUUCCCCUUGUGCGUUACAUGUAUCUUCGAGGAUCAAUUUUAUUAUCAGAUUUUGAUUAUCCAAAAUUUUGUAUGCUUCUUUUGGUUUAUGUACACACACUUUGUGUUUUCUCUACUCUUUAAUGAUUUCGAAUGUCUCAAACAUCAUUAGUUAUGAGAGAACUUAUCGUUACAAUUUCAACGA